AUGCAUUUGGUGCUUUAUGAAGGUGAGGAGCUGCAGCUCGUCAGGGAGGCUCUGCGCAGUCUGAGGGACAGUUUCUCGGGUCACGACCCCCAGCAUCACACCCUGGACACCCUGGAACAGGGCGUGGCCAGUCUCAUGGACCGACUGCACUCCUUGGACAUCCAGCGGAGGCAGGACAGAGGGCAGGAAUUUAAAUCACCGGGACGCAGAGCCAACUUAACAGACCGUGACUCCUGGCCGCCCAGCUCUAAAAUGGCACACUCGCACAGCAGUCCGGGAUUAGACGCUGCCGUCUCCACUAAAGUGCUUUACUUCACAGAUCGCUCACUCACCCCGUUUCUGAUUAACAUCCCAAAAAGGCUGGGGGAAGUGACACUGCGAGACUUCAAGGCUGCUGUAGACAGACAAGGCAAUUUCAGAUACCACUUCAAGGCCCUGGACCCAGAGUUCGGCACGGUGAAAGAAGAGGUGUUUCAGGAUGGCGCGGUCGUGCCUGGCUGGGAGGGGAAGAUUGUAGCGUGGGUGGAGGAGGACCAUGGAGAGCGGAGGUAGAGCCUCAAACGCCAGAGAUCACCGCUACGAACCUCGGUUGUUCCAGCUGGAUCAAGACUCCUCUGAGAAUACAUGCGAUGCCAUAUGAAGGAGCAGCUAUUACAAAACUAACUGGGACCAAUGACGAUAGCACCUUUGAAUUCAAAGGAAGUAAAAUGUGAAUGUUUCAUACCAAGAAAUUAACCAGACAUCUGACUGCUUUCUUUAAUGUAAUUCAUAUCGUCUGCAGCUUGAAGAUGAAUAUGUGAAACUGCAGUUUAUUGGUCAGUAAAGCGAUACUUGAAGGUCUGGACUGUAAAAAUUUUAAUUUUACAAUAAGGCUGUGAUCUGUGCAUUGUGUGCAAAAACCUCAAUAUCAAGAAGUGUUUACUGACAUUUUUCACAAGUUCUACGUUGCCAAAUGUUGUUGUUGUUGUUCAUCUGCAUCAACUUUGAUGUUUUAAUAAAGAUAAAUUAUUG
Messenger RNA from Nematolebias whitei (Rio pearlfish), 1011 nucleotides. Its product is annotated as dixin-A. The transcript has 6 exons. Gene Ontology annotation, biological process: canonical Wnt signaling pathway. Gene Ontology annotation, cellular component: cytosol. Lineage: Eukaryota; Metazoa; Chordata; Actinopteri; Cyprinodontiformes; Rivulidae. The coding region runs from base 1 to 552 and encodes 183 amino acids. The record is from RefSeq and is a predicted model, not a curated record.